AUGAGUAACAAUGGAACCAAUGAAACGGUGACAGCAGGAUCUGCCCCAAAGAUAGACAAGAAGGAGGCACGGAAGCUGGCUCGAUUGGCAGAAGAAAAGGCCUGUGCCGAGGAAAAGGCAAUAAUGCUUGCCAAGUACAAAAAGAUAUUUGGACAUGCACCAAUAGUGGAAUCUACCACAUACAACAGUAUUAAACUCACGCCGAUCUCGAGCAUAUCUCGACAGAUGGAAGGUCAGGAGGUGUUCGUUCGCGCGCGCGUCUCAACCACACGCAAGACAGGAAAGAUGGUUUUUCUGCUGCUGCGCGAUGAGGGAUGGUCGAUCCAGGCUAUGGCCUCCGUCAGUGAGGAUAUCCCAAAGGCGAUGAUCGACUUCGCGGCGCAGAUCCCGUGCGAGUCGAUUGUAGACAUCAAGGCAACCGUCCACGGCGUUGAUGUGCCCAUCGCCACCGCGAAGGUGUCCGAGGUGGAGCUGAAGGCAUCGACGAUUCACAUCGUGUCAGAAUCCCAGCGAACUCUGCCCUUUACCCUGGAGGACGCGAGCCGUGGGGAAGAUAAGGAGAACCCACAGGUAAACCUCGAUACGCGGCUGAACUGUCGCUGGAUGGAUAUGCGCACACCGUCCUCGGGAGCUAUAUUACGUAUCCAAUCCCGCGUGUGCCAGUACUUUCGCCAGUUCCUACUAGACAACGACUUCAUUGAGAUACACUCUCCAAAGAUCAUCAGCUCCGCGAGUGAGGGUGGUGCCAACGUGUUUAAGGUGAAGUACUUUAACGGUGAUGCCUUUCUUGCGCAGUCACCUCAGUUGUACAAGCAGAUGGCUCUGCAGGGAGACUUACCGCGCGUGUUCGAAGUGGCCCCUGUGUUUCGUGCUGAGAACAGUAAUACUCACCGCCAUCUCACAGAGUUUGUUGGAUUGGAUGUCGAAAUGCGCAUUAACGAGCAUUACUACGAAGUCCUGGACCUUGCGGAGAAUCUUUUCGACUACAUGUUUGCGCACCUCUCCACGCACACGGAGGAGCUGGCAGCGAUUUGCAAACAAUACCCCUUUGAGCCACUGGUGUGGAAGAUCACACCGGAUACGAUAAGUAAACUUGGUGUUGGGAUUAUUUCAGAUGGCACCGAACCUACGGACAUCUAUGAAGCGCGCGUGAACAAUUGCAAAAGUCGUAUGCUCCGUAUAAACUACUUCUAUUGCAUCAAACUGCUUAACACGGUUUUGGAAGAAAAGCUGGAACCCACAGAUGAUAUUAACACGGUGAACGAAAAGCUCCUUGGGAAGAUUAUCAAAGAACGAUAUGGAGUGGAUUUCUUUAUAUCAGAUCGCUUUCCCUCCUCAGUGCGACCCUUUUACACAAUGCCGUGUAAGGAUGACAUUCAGUUUACCAACUCCUAUGACAUCUUCAUACGUGGCGAAGAAAUAUCUAGUGGUGCACAGCGUAUUCACAUACCAGAGAUGCUGCUAGAGCGCGCAGCGAUGCUAAAGGUGGAUCUCACGCCAUGUAAGGAUUAUGUGGACAGCUUUCGCCUGGGAGCAUGGCCUCAUGGGGGGUUUGGGGUGGGCAUGGAACGAGUGGUAAUGUUAUACCUUGGGCUUAACAACGUGCGCCUGGUGUCUAUGUUCCCGCGCGACCCGAAACGGGUAACGCCUUGA
Molecule: messenger RNA, 1653 nt
Organism: Phytomonas sp. Hart1
Lineage: Eukaryota; Euglenozoa; Kinetoplastea; Trypanosomatida; Trypanosomatidae
Source: the annotation of a GenBank genome assembly